Molecule: messenger RNA, 1465 nt
Organism: Vigna umbellata (rice bean)
Lineage: Eukaryota; Viridiplantae; Streptophyta; Magnoliopsida; Fabales; Fabaceae
Product: binding partner of ACD11 1-like
Molecular function (GO): RNA binding
Source: RefSeq, a predicted model, not a curated record
UAUAUGCUAUAAAAGAAAAAAUAGAUUUUACAUCACAAGAAGGAAAAGGAGAACAGGAAAAAAAAUCAACCAUAACAGAUUCCAUUAUCAAAACUUCAAACCACAUCUUCUCGGGGAAAAGAUUGAUCUCUGGCAUAGGAUUCAAAUAAAUAACCAGCUAUGUCGAUGAGAUCGGUGAAAGUAAGCAACAUCUCUUCAGAUGCAACCGAGCAAGAUUUGAGGGAAUUUCUUACCUUCCCUGGAAAAAUUGAACAUGUUGAAAUGGAAAGUGACAAGGGAAGUUCCAAAGUUGCGUAUGUGACCUUCAGUACUCCAGAUGGAGCAGAAACUGCAGUUCUUCUCUCGGGAGCAGUUGUGUGUGGACAGUCUCUAAACAUCGAAUUGGCUAAGGAUUAUGCUUUGCCUACUUCGACCGCAUCUCCAACUAGUAACGCUGAGAGUGGGGAAUCUGGUAUGAGAAAGGCAGAGGAUGUUGUAAGCAGCAUGUUAGCCAAGGGCUUCAUUUUGGGUAAAGAUGCAUUGAACCGAGCAAAAUCCUUUGAUGAAAGGCACAGACUUACUUCCACGGCCUCAGCAAAAGUUGCUUCUUUGGACCAGAAGGUGGGAUUUACUGAAAAGAUCAGUGCUGGUACAGUUAUAGUGAAUGACAAGGUGAAAGAAAUGGAUGAGAAAUUUCAAGUCUCAGAGAAGACUAAAACUGCAAUUUCAGCAGCUGAGCAGUCAGUGUCCAGUGCUGGAUCUGCCAUAAUGAAGAAUCGGUAUGUGUUGACUGGGGCUACAUGGGUCACAGGUGCUUACAACAGGGUUGCAAGGAAGGCUGAGGAAGUGGGACAGAAAACUAAGGAGAAGGUUUUGGCGCAGAAUAAUCAAGGAAAAACUGAAGAAGGUCACGUCCACACCAGUAUGUCGGAACCCACGACAACUGAUCAAACCUCCAAACAGGCAACCACGGUCAAUGAACCCUCAAAACCUGAACCUCAACAGGCCACCACAGUUGAUCCACCCUCCAAAUCUGAAACUCAGCAGGCCACAACAGUUAAUGAACCCUCCAAACCUGAACCUCAAGUGGCCACCAUAAUUAACGAAUCCUCCAAACCUGAACCUCAAGUGGCCACCACAGUUAACGAACCCUCCAAACCUGAACCUCAACAGUUAACCAAGGAUGGUCAAUCUGCCAGUCCAGCAAAAUCUAGUGCCUGAUCCUAUGAUUUGCAAACGAAUGUGUGAAAUUUGGGUCAUAUAUAUGAGCUUGUUAGAGUAUUUUUGAGAAGUUGGAUGGUAUAUGUCUAAUAACCAACUGUGUUGUAGAAAUAAAUUAAAACCGGAGAGCCUCAGUGUAGUACUUCUUUUCUGAGACUUCAUGCAGUCAAAUAUAUACCCUAUUUACUCCGUCCUGAGGAAACACGGUUACGUCCAUGUAUCUUGUUUAUUACGCUAGUUACUAAUAGACUAAUAGUUGCAUGUA